Molecule: messenger RNA, 231 nt
Organism: Dracunculus medinensis (Guinea worm)
Lineage: Eukaryota; Metazoa; Nematoda; Chromadorea; Rhabditida; Dracunculidae
Source: the annotation of a GenBank genome assembly
AUGUCAAGCGCAGAGGAAUUGGCUGCGGAAUACGAACGAGGUGAUUUAGAAGUUGGAAAAGGUAGUGCAAAACGCAGUAAGGUUGGAUAUUUCGCAGAGAUUCGCCCGAAGACCGUCUUCUCCGAGAGUUUCGUUGGCCUUGAAUUUCUAGAUAAUAGAUUAUUUCGUAUUUCUGCUGGCAGUUCGCAGUUGCAAACUUGUGGCUCGAUGAUCGGUUCAGCUGCAUCCUGA